AUGACACCGAAUUCGGUUGAAAAAAGCAGUCAAGGAUCUGUGGCGGAGAUAGGAACCAACAAAAGUUAUUCUGCUGAUGCUGUCAGCACACAUAGCUAUGAGGAUAACAGUUCAGAUCGUCGAGUAAAAACACAACCAAGAGGUCUGAAGGGCCAUAUAAAAAACUUUUGCGAUGGAUUCAAGAUAUAUAAACCAGAACUGGGCGUCGAUACAAGCAAGAUGACAGAUCUGGAAAAGGCCAAUGUUAACGCUGCAAGUGCUCCAUUGAAGAGGAAACUAAAAAGCAGGCACAUUCAGAUGAUAUCUAUUGGAAGUGCAAUUGGAACAGGUUUGUUUGUUGGUGCUGGUAGCGCCUUGAGUACAGGUGGCCCUGCAUCUGUAAUAAUAUGCUACUUUCUGGUUGGUGCAAUGAUUUUCAGUACAGUUCAGGCAUUGGGUGAGUUAGCAGUUGCAUUUCCUGUUGCAGGCUCUUUUCUUCCCCUUUGCAGCAGAUUUUUAUCUCCCGCAUGGGGCUUUACCAUUGCUUGGAAUUACGCAAUGCAAUGGUUUAUUCUUUUACCUUUGGAAUUGGUUGCCGCAUCCAUGACAAUUAAAUACUGGAAUACAUCGGUUAAUUCUUCUGUUUGGGUUACUGUAUUUUUUGUUGUUAUCAUGAUUAUCAAUAUUUUUGGUGUUAGAGGUUAUGCUGAAGUGGAAUUCAUUCUUUCAUUCCUCAAAGUCAUUGCCAUUGUUGGCUUUGCAAUAUUAGGUAUCAUAUUGAAUUGUGGUGGUGGCCCGGUUGGUGGUUACAUAGGUGCCAAAUACUUCUAUAAUCCUGGUGCGUUUGCUAACGGAUUUAAAGGUUUCUGCUCUGUUUUUGUUACUGCAGCUUUUUCAUUUGCGGGUACCGAACUUGUGGGUCUCACAUCUGCCGAAACAGAGAACCCAGCAAAGACACUCCCUACUGCAACGAAGCAAGUUUUCUGGAGAAUUACACUUUUCUAUAUCGUUUCUUUGACGCUUAUUGGUCUCUUGGUUCCUUAUAACGAUAAAAGAUUGCUUGGAGCCAGUUCCAGUGACGCAAAUGCUUCACCAUUUGUUAUAGCAAUUGAAAAUGCACAUAUUAAGGUUCUUCCGUCCAUAUUUAACGGCGUUAUUCUUGUCUCUAUUUUGUCCGUGGCAAACUCUGCAGUCUUUGCAUGCUCUCGUACACUCGCAUCUCUUGCUGACCAGAGUUUUGCACCAAAAUGUUUUGGAUACAUUGAUCGCAAAGGAAGGCCACUGAUUUCAGUUGGAAUCUCUUUAUUAUUUGGACUUCUUUCUUAUCUUGCGGCUUCCCCCAAGGAAGAUAUUGUAUUCACAUGGCUUAUGGCACUUUCUGGCCUUUCGUCCAUUUGCACUUGGGCUGUUAUUUGUCUUUCACAUAUUAGAUUUCGCAGGGCAAUGACAGUACAAGGAAGAAGUCUUGACGAAUUACGUUUCAAAUCUAUAUGUGGUGUUACUGGAUCAUAUCUUGGAUUUGUACUAAAUAUUGUGGUGUUAAUAGUUGAAUUCUGGAUUUCUCUCUUUCCUCUCGGAGCAGAUCCAAGUGCCCAAGCAUUUUUUGAAAAUUACAUAAGUAUUGUCGUCAACAUAUUGUUUAUUAUUGGUUAUAUUUUAUGGAAGAGAAGAAAGACUAUUUUGUGGAUUCGGGCAAAGGAUAUCGAUCUUAUUACUGGAAGAACAGAUUAUGAUGCCGAACUCAAUAGAAGAGAAAGGGCAGAGAGGAAAGCAUACCUGCAUUCCAAACCUUGGUGGUAUAGAGUUUAUAAAUUCUGGUGUUAA
Messenger RNA from Brettanomyces bruxellensis, 1803 nucleotides. RefSeq lists its product as uncharacterized. Lineage: Eukaryota; Fungi; Ascomycota; Pichiomycetes; Pichiales; Pichiaceae. The coding region runs from base 1 to 1803 and encodes 600 amino acids. Gene Ontology annotation, biological process: amino acid transmembrane transport. Gene Ontology annotation, molecular function: amino acid transmembrane transporter activity. The record is from RefSeq and is a predicted model, not a curated record. The transcript has a single exon. Gene Ontology annotation, cellular component: membrane.